Messenger RNA from Chenopodium quinoa (quinoa), 1975 nucleotides. Its product is annotated as high affinity nitrate transporter 2.5-like. The coding region runs from base 62 to 1588 and encodes 508 amino acids. Gene Ontology annotation, biological process: transmembrane transport. Lineage: Eukaryota; Viridiplantae; Streptophyta; Magnoliopsida; Caryophyllales; Amaranthaceae. The transcript has 2 exons. Gene Ontology annotation, molecular function: nitrate transmembrane transporter activity. The record is from RefSeq and is a predicted model, not a curated record.
UAAGUGACAUAUAAGUUUAAACACAAUAGUAGCAUAAUAGAUUAAUAGUAGAGCAAUUAAUAUGAGUGAUCUGAUGCCAACCUUGAAUGGUGUGGAUGAGAUCGAAACAAAAAAGUUUGCUCUUCCAGUGGAUGCAGAGAACAAGGCCACAGUCUUUCCACUCGUAUCUGUGGCAAAGCCUCAUAUGCGGGCCUUUCAUUUAUGCUGGAUACAAUUCUUCUCCUGCUUCCUGUCAACUUUUGCUGCCCCGCCUCUGCUUCCUAUCAUUCGUGAUAACCUCAAUCUCACACAAAAUGAUAUUGGUAAUGCAGGAGUAGGGUCAGUUUCAGGAGCAAUAUUUGCACGCGUUCUCAUGGGUACUGCCUGUGACUUGUUUGGGCCACGGCUUGCUUCUGCAACCCUAACCCUGCUCACUGCACCAGCAGUUUACCUGUCUGCUGUGGCAGACUCUGCACCGGGUUUUUUUGCUAUGCGAUUUUUCACAGGCUUUGCUUUAGCCACUUUUGUCUCAACCCAAUACUGGAUGAGCUCAAUGUUCUCUCCAACAGUAGUUGGACUAGCCAAUGGGCAGUCAGCCGGAUGGGGCAACCUCGGGGGAGGGGUUGCCCAAUUGGUUAUGCCACUAGUCUAUACUGCUAUCCUUAAGACAGGAGCCACAAAUUUUGUAGCCUGGAGGAUAGCAUUCUUCAUACCUGCCCUCUUUCAGAUGUCUUCAGCAUUCGCAGUAAUGCUUCUCGGCCAAGACCUGCCUGAUGGAAAUUUCCACCAGCUGCAGAAGUCUGGUAACAUGCAUAAGGAUAAUGCGAAAAAGGUUUUAUAUCAUGGGAUCUCCAAUUAUAGGAGCUGGAUCACUGCUCUAGGAUAUGGGUUCUGUUUUGGGGUAGAGCUAGCUGUAAACAAUAUCGUUGCUUACUACUUCUAUGACAGAUUUAAUCUUAACCUUAACCUUUCGGGAAUUGUUGCAGCCACUUUUGGGAUGGUUAAUCUUUUCUCCAGGCCUAUAGGUGGAGGCUUGUCAGAUUUCAUGGCGAAAAAGUAUGGAAUGAGGGGAAGACUGUGGAGCUGGUGGAUUGUCCAAACGAUAAGUGGUGUAUUGUGCAUUGCUUUGGGACUGAUUGACACUUUAGCUGCAUCUAUUGCAGUGAUGAUUAUCUUCUCUUUAUUUGUUCAAGCAGCCGAAGGACUUACCUUUGGGGUCGUUCCUUUCGUCUCCAGAAGAUCUUUGGGGGUGGUUUCGGGGAUGACUGGUGCUGGCGGAAAUGUGGGUGCAGUCCUUACUCAAGUGAUCUUCUUUAGAGGAUCUCAAUUCACAACAGAACGAGGAAUAACAUACAUGGGUGUUAUGAUCAUAGCAUGCUCCCUCGGCAUAGUUUCCAUAUACUUCCCACAAUGGGGAGGUGUUUUUUGUAGUCCGAAAGCAAACUUUACAGAAGAAGACUAUUACCUGAAGGAAUGGGAUGCAGAGGAACAGAAGAGAGGCCUACAUGAUGUAAGCAUGAAAUUCGCAGGGAGCUGUAGGAAUGAGCGAAGUACAAAAGGGAAGUCUGUAACCAAAGAAGCUGAAAUGAGCGCACCAGAUGGUGUUUAACAGCCAUCUUAACUUACCAAAAAUUAUCUUGAAUCACAUCUUUGGAUUCAGAUAACUACUUUAUUACAUAUGUAAAAUUUCUAUGAUUGGCAAUACUGUAAAACAUGUUCACAAUAUUUUCCUCCAAUCCCACCCCCCCUGUAUUUUCCUUCUUCUACACCAGCCUUUUGUUUGUAUUACAUGUUUUUCUACACGUCGAGGUUCAAGAAUAUGUAUAAUGUGUGUGAAAAUAUAUCCAUUUGUUGUUUUUUGUUCCAACUUUCAUCUCCAAAUUCAUAGUUCCAUGACUUCCAUCCCCCCACCUAAGAAAAAAAAAAAGAAAAAGAGAGAGAAAAGAAGUUGAGGUAUUUCUUCUUAGACCACUUUGGAUGUUAGAUUAAAAUCUAC